Exserohilum turcica Et28A is the source of this 448-nucleotide messenger RNA. RefSeq lists its product as uncharacterized. The record is from RefSeq and is a predicted model, not a curated record. The annotation marks the transcript as partial. Lineage: Eukaryota; Fungi; Ascomycota; Dothideomycetes; Pleosporales; Pleosporaceae. The transcript has a single exon.
GGUACAUGCAUCGGAUUAUAGUUGUACAAGGGUAUGGAAAAAAAAGUGACCAAAGACCAAACAGCCAUGACAGGAGUGAAUACACAUGCGAAGAAGAAAACAACAGCAACAACAACAAUAUUUGCCAUGCAAAACAGAUGAUUCUUGUACUCCAGUUGCGCGUGCGUGCAAAAACAUCAAAAGAGUGCUUUUUUGGGUACAAAAAGGCCGUGGUGCGCAAGAAAAAUGGCAACUACAUUAGAGCACGCGCAGACAGACAAGUUGAUGAUGAUGAUGAUAUAUGCAGACCAAGCAGGGGGGGGACAUCCAAUCAGUAUCCCCCAGUCACUCUGUUUGUAAAUUAGGAAAUAAUGAAAGCUUCUGUGUGUGAGCCAAACUAAGAACCCAAACUGUUCUAGUCAAAACAGCGCCACCUUCGCCGUAGAAAAUGUCGCCAAGGGGGGUAUCG